Poeciliopsis prolifica (blackstripe livebearer) is the source of this 2389-nucleotide messenger RNA. Its product is annotated as 2-aminoethanethiol dioxygenase-like. Gene Ontology annotation, molecular function: oxidoreductase activity, acting on single donors with incorporation of molecular oxygen, incorporation of two atoms of oxygen. Gene Ontology annotation, cellular component: mitochondrion. The record is from RefSeq and is a predicted model, not a curated record. Lineage: Eukaryota; Metazoa; Chordata; Actinopteri; Cyprinodontiformes; Poeciliidae.
AGUUAAUUUUAUUAUGUGACCAGAAAGUAGAGAUUUUUUUUAUGUAAACAGUAACUACAUCUCCCAUGAUUCAGUGCGGUCGCGCCGCUGGUGCGGACGUGUUUGACAGUUAUUGAAAAAUGGGGUUUGGAAGUGAAACGAAGUGACGGUUAAAUUCAGAUUUUCUGCCUAAAGGUUACAGAUUUAGAAAUUAUUAUGAAGUUGGUAAUUUUUUGCGAACAUUUAAACAUUGAUGUGUUUUUAAAAUAACAAAGCGACUAAACGAACAACAGGACGUGGAAUACAUAGAUUAUUAUAGAUGUUUAUUCAUUUUCGGCGCCGAGCAAAGAUCUUUCAGUUCGAAGCGGUUGGACAGCGGAGUGGAGCGUCUUGUCAAUAAACUAUCUUUGAAGCUAGCUGAGGAGCUACGGCUAACCGCAGGCAGCGGACCCGGGCAGCUGAGCUCCUGAUCCGGGAUGAUGCCAGGCGACAGCACCAUGACUUCCAUCGUCCAGAGAAUAGCCCGCCAGCUCUUCACCUUCAGGAACCCGCCGGGACUCGGGGAGGAGAGCGGAAAGACCUUCGUGGAGAACCACGGUAAGCUGAAGAGCCUGAUGACGGAAGUCCGAGCGGCGGACCUGAAGCUCGUCCCGCGGAGAGCCGAGGACAGCGCGCCGCGGCCGAACCCGUACCACCACGGAGUGCCGCCGGUCACCUACAUGCACAUCUGCGAGACGGACCAGUUCAGCAUGGGGGUAUUCCUGCUGAAGAGCGGCGCCUCCAUCCCGCUGCACGACCACCCGGGCAUGCACGGCGUGCUCAAAGUCCUCUACGGGAAGGUCAGGAUCAGCUGCUUCGACCGGCUGGAGCGGCACGGCGGCGGGACGGCGCCGCCGCCGCUGUCCCCGGCGCAGAUGGGCGCUCUGCGGCGCUCCGUGCUGCGCUCCUCCGCCGAAUACACCGAGGAGAGCGGGCCCUGCGUCCUCUCCCCGGACCGGGACAACCUUCACCAGAUCGACGCGGUGGACGGGCCGACGGCGUUCAUGGAUAUUCUGGCCCCGCCGUACGACCCGGACGACGGCAGGGACUGCCACUACUACCAGGUUCUGACCAGUUCGGAACCGAACUCCGCGGACGGCAAAGAGAAGGAAGUGUGGCUCAUGGAGGUCUCCCAGCCGCCCCACUUCUGGUGCGGAGGGGAGCCGUACCCCGGCCCGGAGGUCCACCUGUGAUCCGCCCGGACCGGACCGGGUCAAAUGGACCUGCGCCCGGUCCGAACCGGGCCACACUCGUUCCACUUCAGAAUAAAGCUCCCCUUACAGACAAUGGCUGAUAAAUACUUUAGAGAUUCAUUCCGAUUUUUAGGAUUCGAUUCUAAGCGACUUUCAAAUGAAUCGAUCCGUUUGAGUCGAUAACUGAUUGAAACAAAUACGAUUAAAGAUCACAUACCAAAUCCACCUGUUUAUAUUUAAACAUAAAGAUUUUUGUGCAUAAAAUUCUUUUGUCACAAGUCAAAACAAAAAUAUAAAUUAUUCAUAAUAUAAUUUAAAAUAAAUGGACUGAAAAUGAUUCCUGAGCUUUUGGAUCGAUUCAUCAUUGCGAUUCUCUACAGAAUCAUUUUUUUCUGCACCUCUAAUAGAAACUUUAUAAACACUAAAAGAGUCAUUAAUAACUGUUUAUUGUUGAGGGUGAAUUUGAGACUGCAUGCUAAAUAAAACAUCUAUAAAUGCUUAUUGUGCAAAGGAUUUAUGUCUGAAAUGUUUAGUAUAAUAACUAGAUUAGAUAUAUUAAGGGCACUUUUUCUCCUUAUUGCCUGUAAUUAAUGGUUUAUAGAUAGUAAUUAACAUAUCUAUGAAAUAUUUCUCAGCCAUCUGUAAACAGGAGCCUCGUUGUAAAGUGGUUCUAUUGUUCAAAUGAAACUGACUCAGAAUGUGAUUUUCCUGCAGGCCGUCAGUCAUUAAUCUGCUGCUCCAGAGCUGGACUUUAUGACACGCUUUAUUUUUAGUAAUAAUUAAACAACACACCAGAGGAGACAUUUGCUGCUCUGUAAUUGAACAUUUUCAGACCAGGAGAGAUGAAUUAACAUCAGUUUUCCUUCUGGCAUCACGAACAUCCUGCUCUCUGCAGUUUGCGCUCUGAUUUAUCCGUCUGUCUGAUUGGUUUCUGUUCAUUCUGGGGUUUGCAUGAAGGAUGCAGCUUUGCAUCAAGUAAUCUGUAGCCGCCGACUCGUCUUCCUGCGUUCAGCCGCAGAAAGAAAGUCCAGAUUUCUCCCGUCGUCUGGACUCUGCGGUUUUUCUCUCUGAGAUUCUCAGGGAACCUGGAUGUGAUGUUUGCUGCAUUAAAUCAAACCUUUGAGAUUCUGCUGGGGUCGUUUUGUGGAUCUGCAGGUUAAAUAAAAGUAAUCUACAUG